Petromyzon marinus (sea lamprey) is the source of this 1153-nucleotide messenger RNA. The record is from RefSeq and is a predicted model, not a curated record. NCBI's taxonomy places the organism in Eukaryota, Metazoa, Chordata, Hyperoartia, Petromyzontiformes, Petromyzontidae.
CUUUCGCUUGUGCGGUGGUCGACCCAUCCACCGCCAUCCACCGAUGAUGAAGUCGAGGUUGAUGGCCUCGUGACUCUAAAGGAAUUGACGACGAUGACCCAAGUGCUCCAUUGGAUCGUCGCACUUCUACUCUUGGCGUUCGGGGCCACGUUUCCAGUCCACUUGCAAGGCUGCGGCAGCCGCCAAUACAGAUCCAAACGCGAUGUCUGCUGCAAGCUCUGUCCUGCAGGCAGGUUCCUGGAAGAAGAAUGCAACUCGCAAGGAAGCGCGUCCGUCUGCGAUGCUUGUUCUGGCGGUUUCUACAUGGCGAUCGAGAACUACUCCAAAGAAUGCUUCAAAUGCAAGCCGUGCGAAUUAGACGAGGUGGAAGAAAGUCCGUGCAGCGCAUCCUCGGACAGGGUCUGCAGGUGUAUGGCGGGAUUCUACAAACGGGAGGGUGAACACUUUUGCAGGCCGCAGGCCCCCACCGCGACCGCAGAUUCCCAAGCAUCUGAUGGACCCACCCUUCCGAUUGCCAUUGGCUGUGCUGUUGUCGGGUGUCUUUUAGUCGCAGCAGUGGCUUGUUAUGUCCUGAUAAGGAAAUUCCGGCGACGCGCCAAUCCGGAGAAUUACGGUAUUCCGAUGGAGGUAACGUCAAAUAUAUCCAAGAGCAGUCGAGACAACAUUGUCAACAACCAAGCACAGCUCGAGCCGCUUAUUCACACUUCCGUUUGCUCUAAUGGGACCGUCUUGGUACAACCAACUGACUAUUCAAGAUAUAAUAAACCCGUCACGGAGGAAGACCUCGUGGAAAUCCACAAGGCUCGAGCAAACAGCUCGGCGGUGGCCUUCGUGAAUGUGAUGAGGAACGCCGGUCUUUCGGAAAUAAACAUUGAAAGGAUCCAGCACGACCACAAAAACAACGUGGAGGAGCAAAACCACAAGAUGUUGUCUGAGUGGUUGCAGGUGAUGGGUAGGAACGCCACAUUUGCUGCCCUUCUAAAGGCUAUGGAUGAGUGCCGAUUCCACAAGCUGAGCGAGGACUGCCAGGACAAGUUUGACGAAAUAAUUAAACGGAAAGGUCUUCAAAAAUCCGACAAAAAUUAUGAUGACAAAGAUGGUCAAACGGGUGAGGUGUAUUGCACAGAAUAAACUAAACAAGAGAAAACACAAA